AUGCCUUUCAUUUCCAAAGAUUGGAGAUCCCCUGGCGAGCACUGGGUUAAAACUGAUGAAGGCUGGGAGAAAAAAAAAGUUCUUGAAUGUUUGAGCAGUAUUAAUAUAAAUGGAGACAAUAGAUUUCAUGAUGUUUCUUGCAAUGACUUCAAUAAAAAAUGGUUGUCAAAAGAAGUAGAAGGUAUUGAGAAAAGUCUUCUGAAAGAUGGUGUCAAAACACAGCCAUACUGUCAGAUCACCAUCAAAUCUACUAAAGAGGUUGCAGGUUUUAAUGCUCUCAGUGACGUUUUGAAGCGGUUGGAUUGGCGUAGUGCUGUGAGAGACAGGAGAAGAUUCAGGUAUAUCACAAAGCUGCUGAGCCUGCUAUGUUCAGAGAAACCUCUUUGCCAUUUGCCUGGAGGUGUCCAAAAAGUUGUUUUUACUAUGUUGGAGGAAGUUGCCAGGCAAUUAUGCAUAAGAGGAGAAAACCCUAAUACAUUGAGGUCUCUGGAUGCUCAAGCUAGAUCACUAGUUGACUGCGCUUGUUGGGGUCAGCCCUUGGGUUCAUCACAGCUUUGGAGUGAUAAUUUAGAAGUUAUAAGACGAGUUUCAACCCUUGCCAAUUCCUUCAUUAUUUCACAGGGUGAUUGUGGAUUGACACUGACUGAAGAACUUCCAGCCGAAGUUGUAACUGAGGUUGUGAAGAGAUUGGACGAUCCUGGUGACCUUGAAUCGGCCGUAGAAGUCCUUAGGCCUUAUAUCCUCUCUGAAGAAGCUCUUUGGCUCGCGUUGAUAAGAUAUCACUUUAAUCAGGAACAGGUGAUGUCAGCACCGUGCACAUCUGACUCCAGGGAACUCUUUAAUUUUCUUAAGAAGAAAUAUGGACUGAGGGAGGAGUACGCAGACACAGUUCGGCUGUGCCGUGAUUGCAGGUCCCUCUUCUGGGCCAGCUCCGGCCAUCCCUGCCUUCCAGGGCGAUCUCGAUCCCUCCACGUUCCUGUUUCUCCGACUGCUUUUCUUGCGUUUUUCUCACUCUAA
Messenger RNA from Nezara viridula (southern green stink bug), 1017 nucleotides. The record is from the annotation of a GenBank genome assembly. Lineage: Eukaryota; Metazoa; Arthropoda; Insecta; Hemiptera; Pentatomidae.